Amoebophrya sp. A25 is the source of this 1219-nucleotide messenger RNA. Lineage: Eukaryota; Dinophyceae; Syndiniales; Amoebophryaceae. The record is from the annotation of a GenBank genome assembly.
GUUUUUUCGUUAUUAAGUUUCUUGUCGUGAAUUUUCAUCUGAAAACUCACUUUGAUUAUAUGUAAGUGAAAACAUAAACAUUUGGUUGUUCUUUUUUGUCUAGUUCAUGGCCUGAAGCAACGACUUGCGCCGAUCUCUGGGUUGUACGUUGGAUUUAAUAACGACGGUGACGGAAGAUAAGCGAGGACGUGCCUCGACCUUUUUACCUCACCGACGAAGACGAAGAUCAUGUUGGUUCCACGACGCACAUUAUGUCUUAUCGCAGUAUUGCCCACUGUAUGUUUCUCAAGGCUUUUGGCUGCUCGUCCAUCACAAGACAGAAGUGGGAAGGCUCCGACCGAUGCAACAUCUCCAGGCGAUGCUGUGACAAGCAAUUUGUCGGGGGGUGCAUAUUCCGCUGUUUUUAACCCGCUGGGUGUUCAAGUCGACUUUGUAGGACAUAGCACCAGUGAUGUUAGCUGGAAGUGCAGUGAUUCUGCCGGGCCUCCUCAAUGGGACGAUGAGAGCAUAAGCAGAAGUCGAUCUUCUGAUAUUGUAGUGGCGACUGACCCUGAUGCAUUCGGUGAUCCUGAUCCGGAAGAUUCCACCACUGCUUUGGUUGCACCACGGCCAACAGAUCCUGAUGUUGAUGACGAUUCCCAUGCAGAAGAAGGCAUAGCGGUAAGACCAACAUUGUGCUGUCAUCCUCCUCGGUCGUCUGGCUGUAGCCGUGGAGUCAUUGCAGCUAUGGCGGCAAGUGUCGCAGCGGCUGCAUUGGCUUAUGGAAGCGUAGAGAUCCGUAACGCGCAUGAGCUAUCACGACAAGGAAACCGUAGCACAUCACAUUCACAUCAAAAGAUAGGAGAGCGAGGAAGAGCAGGUGACAGAUUUCUUCCUCGAAGCUCUGCAGAUUUACCUGGUGCGAACCGAUCCGAUGCGGAAUUUAAACCAAAAUGGUGGACACCGGAAAGAGGAGAGACAAGUGAUGCGAAUGUCCGGAAACAAGACGAUUCAAGAGCUGAAGAUAGACAACGUGGUGAUGAUCAUGUUGUGGAACACGAACAAGGUGGGCCGCGUGCUUCUGGUCCUACAUCCUCUGCUGUAUCGUCAAGAAGUAGCCCUCUUGCUGGGCAGGAACGCCAUGAAGACAGCAGAAACACCACAAGCAAGUACAUUCCCUCAGCCUCAUCAAGCAUUUCGAGUCCUAAGGCUGAUUUGCGCGUCGUUGAAUUCGGCAUGA